Molecule: messenger RNA, 1426 nt
Organism: Rosa chinensis
Lineage: Eukaryota; Viridiplantae; Streptophyta; Magnoliopsida; Rosales; Rosaceae
Exons: 8
Coding region: 78-1310 (410 amino acids)
Molecular function (GO): cysteine-type endopeptidase inhibitor activity
Source: RefSeq, a predicted model, not a curated record
CCUUUUGUGGGCAAUUUUUUUUCUAAUCAUUCAGUUCACUUAAUACCUUUUGCUGAUCUCGCGCGUUGAAAGGAGGCAUGGCCUCGUCUGUUCGUUCUAUGUUCGGAAAAGUGGGGCCUAAAUGCAUUCACAAGAAUAAUAGUACGAUUGGUAGGAUGGUUAUGGGCAUGGCUGGGGGGAAGGUAGCUGCCAGGGACACCAACAAAAACCAGGACUGGUUUCUAAAGUUUCGUAGUGGUUAUUUCUUUCGUCAUCCCUUUGAGUAUAGAGGCCGUGACAGCAAUGAAGAUUUCGACCUUAACAAAGAGAGACUUGAUAAGUAUUUGGAUUUGGGAGGACUCGAGCCUGCCCGAUUUGCCAUGGAAGAGUUCAACAAGCGAAAGAAUGCCCAACAGCAGUUUCUUCGAACUGUGAAGGUACAAAGACAGCCAUUGCAUUCAAGUUACCUUUAUCUUUUAACAUUGGAGGCAGUUGAGGCUGGUAUUGUUAUAGUGUACCAGGCAAACGUUUCGGUAAAUUUCAGUGACGGCAUGUUUUUGGAGUGGUUUUGCCUUGCUGUCGAUGAUGGGUGUCCUUUAACACUAUAUGACCACCUGGAGAACUUUUUUGUUUACAAGGGCGAUAAAAUCAGGGCAGAAGAUCUCUGUUCUAUAUGUAACAAGCAGGGAGUUGAUUCCUGUAGUUCUCGUACAAUGGUACCCUGUCUCGUCAAACCAAUUUAUGGAUCUGAAGGUGCUCGAAUGAUGCAUAAACGUGGCUAUUCGGCCGUGAAACAGUUCAACAUGUAUAAGAAUGCCCAACUGGAGUUUGUGAGGGUGUUGAGGGCAAGCAUGCAUCAUAAGUGUUUUCCUUUUUAUUAUCUGACAUUGGAGGCAGUUGAUGCUGGUGUCCUGAAAGUUUAUCAAGCAGAAGUUUUUGGGCAAGCACGUGUAAUUAUUGGGAGAGGAUUGCAGAUUGUUGGGGUAAAGAUCAAUAUGUUCGGUUGUGUGGAUGAUAAUGGGAGUUUGUUGAUACUAAUUGAUAACAGGAACGGAGAAGGGAGAAAAGGAACUUAUUGUGGAGAUGACGAUGAAGGAUGUUUGUUAGAACCGCUUGACGGUAAUGAUACAGAAUGGAGAAAAACUUCUUUUAAUGGAUUUAAUGAUAAGGGGCAUUGGUUAGAAGAGACUGAUGAGAGGAAUGAAUGGAGUAUUGAAACUCAUACUAGAGGUUACUGUCGUUACAAGUUUAGAGCUGAAGAUAUUAUUCCAUUCAAAGAAAGUUCGGAGACAUGCAAUUGCCUUACACCGGGAAAGAUAUGCGCUUGCUAAGCACCUUGCACACUUAAAUUUGGUACUUUUAUUACGCUUGUUAUUAUUCUUGCAAGAAUGGAUUUCGUAGGUACUAUGUUAAGAAUAGGAUUUGGUAAGUAGAGAAGGAUGUAAUG